UCUUCGACUGACUAGGGCUUUGGCCAUUACUAAUGUCAGCAUUGGCGGGGUGCGUGCUCCUUCGCCCCUACACCCAGUCCCCCAAGGAGCUGCUUGUUCGCCCCCGGGAGGCGUGGGGAGCGCGGCGCGUGCCGCCGCGCCUCCUUGCUCCCCGCGGAAUGGGAAGGCGCUCCAGCAAGAUCGCUGCCAGGAAGGGAGCGCAAGCGGCAAGGAAGAUGAAGAGGAACCAAAGAAUUGGCAAGCAGAUCGCAAAAGCCGUUCGCGACGGCGGGCCAAAUCCUGCGUCCAAUCUGGUGCUGGCGUCGCUGCUGCAACAGGCCAGGGAGUGCAACUAUCCCAAGGAGCACAUUGACAAGCACCUGAGGAAGGCCACGGACAAGGAUCAGCAAGACUACACCGAAUGCAUCUACGAGGCUUAUGGCUUUGGAGGCGUUGGGCUUGUCAUGGAGGCCCUCACAGACAACCCCAACCGAGCGUUUGCCAGCAUCCGGGACGUGGUGAAGAAAAGUGGAGCCAAGAUGGCGGACUCCGGUUCGGUCAUGUUUGGAUUCAAGCGAGCAGGAGUAAUUGCGGUAAGGCCGGACAAAGUGGAUGCCGACCACCUCUUGCUUGCAGCAAUGGACGCGGGCGCGGAGGAUCUCAUCGCCCCUGAGCCCUGCCAUGAAGAAGAUACGGACGGAGCGGCAGCAGAGGAGAGACACUACAAGGUUGUGAUGCCGGUUGAGGAGUUUGGAGCCGUCAAGACGAAACUGAGCGAGGCCGGAAUCAGCAUGGACCUGGAAAGCUCUGGGCUCGAGUUUUUACCCGUGGCACCUGUGGAGGUGGACGAUGAAGCAAUGGAGCUCAACAGAGCCUUGACAGACAUGUUACUGGAGCUCGAAGACGUGGACGCUGUUUAUUCCACGCAAAAACAAAUAAAAUUUUGAUAAACCCUA
This is a messenger RNA of Selaginella moellendorffii, 935 nucleotides long. RefSeq names its product probable transcriptional regulatory protein At2g25830. Gene Ontology annotation, cellular component: chloroplast. The record is from RefSeq and is a predicted model, not a curated record. NCBI's taxonomy places the organism in Eukaryota, Viridiplantae, Streptophyta, Lycopodiopsida, Selaginellales, Selaginellaceae. Bases 33 to 926 code for a protein of 297 amino acids. The transcript is spliced from 6 exons.